Molecule: messenger RNA, 1323 nt
Organism: Megalopta genalis
Lineage: Eukaryota; Metazoa; Arthropoda; Insecta; Hymenoptera; Halictidae
Gene: Cpr49Ah
Product: cuticular protein 49Ah
Cellular component (GO): chitin-based extracellular matrix
Molecular function (GO): structural constituent of chitin-based larval cuticle
Source: RefSeq, a predicted model, not a curated record
AUAAAAGGUGAAUUCUUUACUUUCGUGAAGUCACAAACGUGUCUGGACCCAUUCGGCAUCUUCUUUCCCUGCGACUGCAACAUUUUUUCACGACAUGAAGAGCAUCGUUUUGGCUAUGGUUUUGGGCCUGGCAGUGGCUCAGGACUCGAACUAUCACGGCCGUCAGAAUUACCACGACAACGACAGGCAACAGGGUCCUCCGGCCGAAGAGAGAAAACCCCAUAGCACCACCCCCGUUCCCAUACUGCACUGGAACAAACAGCAGGAGCACGACGGGACCUACAAAACGAGUUAUGAAACGGGAAACAGCAUCAUCGCGGAGGAGAGCGGUUACAUCAAGAAGGUGGGCGAGGGCGAGGAACAAGGAGAGGCUUUGGUCCAAGAAGGAAGCUACUCGUACACGAGUCCCGAGGGGAAGCUGAUCACUAUACACUACACAGCUGACGAGACUGGCUUUCACGCGACCGGCGAUCAUAUUCCCACGCCGCCGCCAGUCAGCGAGGAGAUUCAGAAAGGCCUCGACCUCAUCUUUGCAGGCAUUCGUCAGCAAGAGGAGCAGGACGCGCGGGAAGCGGCGCAAAAGUUGCAACAGCCUCUGAACCAGCAGGUGGAGCGACGGGACAAUUACGACCGGAAGUUCCGAAAAUGAGGGGGCACCGAAGAACCGAAGUUCCGCUGAUUGUGCGCUCGACAUGCGGCGGUGGUCGAGAAAUUUUUUAUUGUCUUCUUUUUUCGUUCUUCUUUAUCGAGCACAGUAGAAUGUUUCUACGUGGGCACAGUAUUUAUUCGUAAAUUUGCUCGAUUAUUUAUUGCGCGAACAUUCAAAAGUUCCGAACGGUAAACGAGCUUCCUCAUUUGUAUUCAUUAACGCCGCGGUAACCGUCUGUGUUUUUUUUUCUCUACACGAUCAUUCAUAUUAGAUAGAGAUAUUGUAUAUACCUUUUUUUUUUACUCCUUGUUUUUUCUGUUUUUCUUUACUGUUAUUGCUCUCAUUGUUCAGCUUACGAAUAAUCUGCCGCCUCGUUGCCGCCCUACCGACGACCACCCCUGCACGUCGCUACUAGGAGAACCAAUAAUUAAUUUCUUAAAUUAAGGGCAACAUAACUCUCGAUGAAUUUACGCGUGUGUAUCGUUUUCACGAGAGAGAUAGACACACAUACACACACAUACACACGAUUAACAAUGCGAUUGGUUCGUUCUCUUCCUCUGUGUUCUGUAAACGAGAAUAUCGAUCGCGACAUGGAAACUUGCAAUAAACGAUACCACGUGGUUUACGUAACAAACACGACCGUCGUUGCGUGAACAUCGUUAUAUAUAUCCUUC